Arabidopsis thaliana (thale cress) is the source of this 2455-nucleotide messenger RNA. RefSeq names its product immunoglobulin. NCBI's taxonomy places the organism in Eukaryota, Viridiplantae, Streptophyta, Magnoliopsida, Brassicales, Brassicaceae. Bases 513 to 2201 code for a protein of 562 amino acids. Gene Ontology annotation, cellular component: cytosol. The transcript is spliced from 11 exons. The record is from RefSeq and is marked reviewed.
CUAAGCUUUCUAAAGUAAUUGUAAGCUUCUCCUGCAGAGGAGAAUAGAAGUCAUCAAACAAGGAUCUCAGAAAAUUGCUUAUCUCCCUAAUUUCUUCAUCUCCCUCUAAACUCUCUUCCAGAAUCCUUGCUCAAUUCUCUUCAUUUGUGAUCUCGGCUCUCUUAUCACGAAGACUUCUCCCGGCGGCACCGUCUUCACAUUUCUGCUCGUCAUUCUCAAGGAACCAAGGUAGAAGCUCACUCUCUGUGAACGAAACAUUUGCCUUUUGUUCGGAACGAAAUCUCACAAAUUGGUUCUAUGAUCUGCGCGAUUCGCGUCGUCUUCUCUCUGGAUCUGAAGUAAUUGAUUGCCAUUCGUUAGCUACUGUCUGCCAAUUUUUUAUGUUUGUCCUCUCUCUGGAACCCUUGAAUGAUUCAACUCCAUCCAAGUCUCGUCGUCCUUGUAAUUAGCACCAUUGAAGCGAUUCAUGGAAGGCAUUGUUGUAUUGGUUAAGAAACACAGCCAUUGAAGCGAUGCUAUCAUCAAGGUUUUCCUUUUUGGGGAUCGGCAGUUCCAGUGAAGUCAAUGACUCCGUGGGUGUUUCUGGAAGCAAGAUCAAACCAUCUCUAAGUGUUCAAACGGAUAAAGAUGUGUAUAGGCCUGGAGAUUCCAUUUUUGUAACUAUUGAGGUUGCUAAUUCUCAUGACAACGCCUCUAAUCCCUCCAUUUUGGUUGAAAAGCUUAGUUUUGAGGUUAAAGGUCUAGAGAAAUUGGACAUUCAGUGGUUUUCUACUCAAAAACCUUCACCAGGAAGCAAAGGACGAAGAGGUGAACACAUCUUCCUAGACAGUUCAACACCAUCUUUGAUUUCAAAUCAAAUCCUAUCCCCUGGUGCUAAGAUGACAUUAAUGGUUCGAGCUAUACUCCCACAGAUUAUACCACCUUCUUAUAAAGGUGCUACUUUACGUUACCUUUACUACAUUAAGAGCACAUUAUGCGGAAGAUGGAUGGCAUUAGAAAACAGUCAAUUUUACAAAGACUCAACACAAGAUUUCAUUGAAGUGGAGACUCGAAUACCAUUACAAGUAUGGGUAAUUCAGAAGAACAAUGGGCUGCUAUUAGAGGAAGAUCAAAUCGAUGGUAUUGUUCCAACCAGUACCAUUCAGACAGAAAUAUAUUGGAAAGAGAUGGAUGGGGACUCAGAAUGGACUAGAGCAAAUGACGCAUAUGAUAGUGGUGAGGAUGGAUAUGACAGUUCACGUGACGAGAUCUCAUCUGUUUCUUCCUAUCCCAACAAAAGCAAUUUAAACAGAACAUUUGGCAGUUCAUUGUCCUUGAAUUCUGGACCGCGAUUGUCAAUGAAAGACACGUCAUAUGUUGAAGAACGUGUGGGAUCAUCUCCAAAGAUGAUGCUUUCUCAGUUAUCAGCUGCCGUGGUGUCUUAUGAUUCCGGAACUGAUGUAUCUUCCCCUCAUAAAUCAUCAAAUUCUGUGGUCCCGAGCCAACAGCCCAAGCAAACAAAUGGUGCAGGAGCAUCUAUGUCGCCUGGAGCAGGAGCAAGAGAACCAGUUCCAUCAGAAGGAUUUACAAGAGGAAGAUCAUACAACAUUAGAAUGGAUGACCAAGUCCUUCUUAGGUUUUCCCCCAAGAAUGCCGAUUCUACUUAUUACUUCAGCGAUACUGUAAUUGGCUGUUUCAUCUCUUCUCACAUUCUUCUAAAACAUUGCCUGCAUCUGACAACUGUUUCCACGAAUGGUAAUUUUUUUUUGCAGAUAGGUGGAACUCUUACAUUCUUCCAUGAAGAAGGAACCAGAAGAUGCCUCGAGGUCUCGGUUACUCUAGAAACUUUAGAGACAAUAAACAGGAGAUUUGUUCAUCCAUCAAGGAGAAAUUCUCCAACACUUACUAAGGUCCAAAGCGAUCACCAUGAGGUGGUGGCAGACCUUAUUCAAACCAGCUUUCUAUUUUCAAUUCCGACGGAUGGUCCAAUGUCGUUUUCUACGCCCCGUGUUUCUGUGCAAUGGAUUCUUCGGUUUGAGUUCCUAACUACUCCUAAGAGUGUGGACUUAAGCAGGUACGAACAUCCAUUGUUAGUACCGGAAAGGGAAAAAAGCGAAUGGGUUCUUCCGAUUACUGUACAUGCACCGCCGCCUCGGACAUCAGGUGCUCAAAACCGUGGAGAUAAGCUUUUUGGUUUGGAGCCGUCUUGGAUUCGUAGCUAAAUUUGUUUUUGGUGAAAGAUACAGUUUCUGGUCUCUGUCUAGCUCACCUCAUGCAAUAAUUUGUUUUUCUUUUGAUCAUUUAAAAAUAACUUUUCAAGGGAAAUAUAUAUACCACAAACCUAUUUUGUUUAGUUUUUAAUUACUAGUUUAUUAGACUAUAGAGAGCAGAUUUAUUUUUCUUUUUGGUGUCCUAUGAUAAAAGAUCUUAAAUCUUUAAUCACAAACUGUUUCUUAUAUAAGCGUUACUUAAAUCA